AUGCGGGGAUUUGCAGGCGGGGACUACCAGGCGAGGACUUCCAAGUGGGGACUACCAGGCGAGAACUACCAGUGGCUACCAGGCGUGGACUUCGAGGCCGGGACUUCCAGGCGUGGACUACCAGGUGAGGACUACAAGGAGAGGACUGCCAGGCGGGAAUUACCCUUUCAGGAACUAUUAGGCGAGGACUUCAAGUCAGCGACUUCCAAGCUGGGGCUACCAGGCGCAGACUACCAGGCUGGGACUAGCAGGCGGGGAUUUGCAGGCGGGGUCUACCAGGCGAGGAAUUCCAGGCGGGGACUACCCUUUCAGGGACUUCCAGGCCAGGACUUUCAGGCCAGGACUACCAGGCGGGGAUUAUCAGGCCGGGACUACCAGGCGGGGACUACUGGGCAGGGACUACCAGGCAGGGACUUCCAGGCGAGGACUUCCAGCGGGGUACUAUCAGGCGAGGACUUCCAAGCGGGGACUACCAGGCGAGGACUACCAAGCGAGGACUACCAGGCGAGGACUACCAGGUGGGGACUUCCAGGCGAGGACUUCCAGCCGGGAACUACCAAGCGAGGAUUACCAGAAGAGGACUACCAGGUGGAGAGUUCCAGGCGAGGACUUCCAGUCGGGGACUACCAGGCGAGGACUGCCAAGCGGGGACUACCAAGCGAGGAUUAUCAGGAGAGGACUACCAGGCGGGGACUACUAUUAGAGGACUGCCAGGCGAGAACUUUCAGGCGGGCACUUCCAGGCGAGGACUACCGGGCGAGUACUUCCAGCCGGGGUCAUGCGUAUGCACGUGCAUCAGCGCGUGAUACAUCACGUGAAACAGCCCGUGUUGCAGGGCCACACGUGCACGCAUUGCUGCACGCGCUAAUUAUGAAGGACUUUAGCUUGCUGAAAUAUAUCGAACGGACAAUUGAACUUUUGAAUCUUUCUAUGUUCGUUCUUGUCACUGUUUAUAUCUAUCUAUCUAUCUAUCUAUCUAUCUAUCUAUCUAUCUAUCUAUCUAUCUAUCUUCCUACUAUGAACCACCAACUUGUUCAUGUCACCAACCACGUCAAUGAUUAG
Acanthosepion pharaonis is the source of this 1062-nucleotide messenger RNA. The record is from the annotation of a GenBank genome assembly. NCBI's taxonomy places the organism in Eukaryota, Metazoa, Mollusca, Cephalopoda, Sepiida, Sepiidae.